UAGCGUUUGCGUGACUCAUAAUUACACUGCAUUUUUAAACAACUUUCAGUUGUAUUGCUUCAGACUACAGCUUUUGGGUUUACAGUGUGGACUUCUAAAAUGAUAUGGUCUAUAAUAGGCGUUCUUUUUCUGACAUGGCUCGUGUACAAGCUGUUUAAAGACGAGUUUACUUCGUUGAGAAAAAUUCCCAAACCCAGUGGAUCUCUUCCAGUGUUUGGUCAUGGAUUGACAUUUCUACGACAGGAAAACCAUGCGAAAUUGCUGCAGGAUUGGAGUGAAAAAUACGGGCCAAUUAUCCGUUAUAAUCGAGGUUUUGGGGACUCUAGAGUCCUCUUGACAGAUCCUGAGCUGAUCAAAUAUGUUGUCGUGACAAAUGCAAAGAACUACAGGCGGUCAGAGUUUGUUCGACAAGUUCUGCCCAGCAUUGGUAAUGGUUUAUUUUCCUCCAAUGGGAAGGAUCAUGCAUUUCAACGGAAAUUGAUCACCCCAGCAUUUCAUUUCAGCAACUUGGUUGGAAUGGUUGAGCAUUUUGAAGAUGUUGCUCAUAAUUUAGUACAGCUUUGGACUGAACAAGUAAACAGCUCAAAAGAAGGAGUCUCAGAGGCUUCCAUCUCUGUGGACUUGACUCAUCUUACAUUAGAUAUCAUUGGAAGAUGUGCCUUUGGGUACAAUUUUGACACUGUGUUGUCAGGAGAAAGUGAAGUUUCAAAUGCAUUCUCUGAUGUUAUAUUAGAAAUCAAUUUUGCCCGAUUGAUGAGACAGAAACUUAUUCCACUUUACAAAUAUCUUCCACUCCCUGAUAAUGUAAGGGCAAGAAAAGGUCUGGAACUGACAGAUAAAACUGUCCUAGAGAUCGUUCAGGCAAGGCGUAAAAAGAAGAAAGAGGGAGGAAAAGUGUCUUCUAAACCAGACUUGCUAGAUCUGUUAAUGGAUCAGUAUGAUGAAGAGACUGGCUCUAGCAUGGAUGAUGAACUUCUCAGAGCUCAGGUGUUCACAUUCAUGUUAGCUGGUCAUGAAACCACUAGCGUAUCCAUGAUGUGGACUCUGUAUGAACUGGCCAGACAUCCAGACAUUGCUGAAAAGAUCCGUGAAGAAAUUAAACUAGUUAUGAAGGACUCAUCAGAAAUGACUUGGGCAAAACUGGCAGAGAUGAAGUUUCUUGGUAAUGUCAUUAAGGAAUCUCUCCGACUUCAUUCUCCAGCUUCCGUAGCAAUACGUAUUGCUAAUAAAAAUGAUGUGAUUGGUGGAUAUGAAAUUCCUGAAGGUGCUGUAGUAGCUCUUGGAAUUGAUGCUGUUCACUAUUCCCCAAAGUAUUGGAAAGAUCCACAUGCUUUUAACCCACAGAGGUUUGAUGAAAACGAUGAGAACUACCAAGCUCACCAUCCAUAUGCGUUCUUGCCGUUCUCCGCUGGUCCUCGCUCCUGCAUAGGGAGUAAGUUUGCCAUGGCAGAGAUGAAAGCUGUGUUAUCUACUUUGUUGCGACACUUAACAUUUGAAGAGAUUCCUGGAUUCACCGUGAGACCAGUUAUUCGAUUGACAGCUAAGCCAGAUCCGCCAUUGCGGUUGAGGAUCAGAAAGUUGACAAGUUGAAUAUGGCUUCAACUUAUUUGUUUGGUUGGUUGGAUGUGUAACAAUUGCGUUUAGGGCUCAGUAUUAAUUAGCAGUGCUUCAAAAGACUACAUAAGGUAGAAGGUAUGCUCGCAAUCAUCUACUAUCUAUUUUUAUCGACUGUUUCGUUAAAUCUGUGUUAGAUAUUUUGUAUUUCAAUUAGUUUCUUUUAUAAACAUUAUUUUAAAAUUGCCGCCAUGUCCGGCUGAUUAACAGUCAACGUAAAAUUUCAGUUUUCUUCAAGUUAUGUCUGUGCGUUGUUCUUGUAGUUUAGCGCGGUAAUAUUCCACCUCUGCUUUUUUGUUUCCUAAAUAUCUGAGCCAAAAUGUGCGUAUUCUUGGGUACGGACAAACGACAGAGAAAAUCCAACACAAGACUACUAAACCAACAAAGCCCAUGGACCCAGCGAGGAAAUACAACGGAACCAUUCGCCGACUCAUUUCUUUUCAACACUACAAGCGUAAUUUGCGGACUUGAAAUAAAUUUCCAAGGUGCUAAAAUGCGGCUAAUAUCGACGAGGAAUAGAUGAGCCAAUACAAAGGAUGUCCUUGCUCUGAAACGAAACGAAAAACGAAUUUCAAAUUAAAUAUUGUUAUUAGCAUACAGUCAAAUGGAAAUGAAAAAGAAACGAAAAGGUGCAUACCACAAAUAAAAAUAAUGUCACUCAGUUGUAAAUAAUAGUGUGCAAGACAUACCGUAUUGUACUUGUUUUAAGCCCAGCACAGGCCUAUUGCGCGGGUCUAGCGCUACAUAGUUCUUAAGAAUUAAAAUUCAUAUUUUCCUCUCUGUCGGUAAAUAAAUAAAGCGUAUUUACCAGUUGCAG
Molecule: messenger RNA, 2431 nt
Organism: Pocillopora verrucosa
Lineage: Eukaryota; Metazoa; Cnidaria; Anthozoa; Scleractinia; Pocilloporidae
Product: cytochrome P450 4F12-like
Molecular function (GO): oxidoreductase activity, acting on paired donors, with incorporation or reduction of molecular oxygen; iron ion binding; heme binding
Source: RefSeq, a predicted model, not a curated record